GUGAGCGGACAGGCAGAGCAGAUGCUGUGUACAUACACAGGGAAGCCUACACUUAAUACAGCAGGAGAAACAGAGAAGAAUCUGACAUUUUUAGAAGCUAUGGGCAUAAGCCUGAAUGCACUAAGUUUGGAUAAGUUUGGAUAUUCAAUGACACUUCUAGGAAAAGGAGCUAUUUUUGAGAUUUCUUUCAUGUGGCACUAUAAAUGGAUUAUAAUCAGCGAUGUUUAGCUUGCUACGCAGAGUAUUGUGAUCACCUCAGGACAUAUCUACUGUUUUGAUCCUUAUCUUGCGGCCCCUGGGGGCCUUUGAUCAUGACAUCAGCGUGGUCCUUGAUGUGGGUUGUGUGUGGACUGACGGUGUGGAUUUCCCACACUCACGCAGCCUCAGUGAACCCCAAUCUGCUCAUGACCACUUCUGAUCCAACCACUGUCGAGCAACCAAUCAAUCCAGAGCAUCCGACUGAACCUUCAGAUUUAUUCAGCAACAAUGACACAGCAGCCUCAGUGAGUUCCAUUCUGCUCAUGACCACCUCUGAUGCAAGUACUGAAGCACAAUCAACCACUCCAAAACAUCAGAAUGUCUCUACAGAUCCACCCAGCAGCAACAACACAGGACUUGCGUGCAUCUCUGUGCUUCCCCCUCGACGGGGAUCAUACUAUGUGGAGCACGGCACGGGGGUAUCUGUGGGCUCCAUGCUUGUGUUCUGGUGUAAGGAGGGCUACCAGCUGGUUGGCCAUGAGAAAAUCACAUGCAUCCUACAUGCGGGCGUCCCUCGAUGGAGCAGCUACCUGCCAGCAACUUUGUCCAUUUCCAUUAAAUGUAUCCCUCGGCCAAAUGACCAGGGACUUCGCGUUGCUUUACUGGUGUCUGUUGUGAGCGGGGUGGUCAUUCUUGUCAUGACUGUGUGCUUCAUCGUCUGCUGUUGUCAAGAGUGCAUGAGGAAAAAGAAGGAAAAGCAUCGGAUGGGUAGAAGCAGGAGAAGAGAAACACGGAGUUCUAGGUCUCGGAGGAGCCCGUCCUGGUUGGAGCGAGAGCAUAUAGACUGGGAGGCAUUCCCUCCACCUAAACUUUUCAGCCUGUCCCAGCGUCUUGACCGACCGCUGCCCCCUGGUAGUCCUGUUCAUUCAGAGGUCAUCAGAGCCUAUGAGAACAGAGGGUAUGAGAGGAGUCAGGAGAGUCUGCUGAGAAGCCCCCAUAGCACAUACCCUUCUUACCAUCCCAACAGUCAAAUCUACCCAGCCCUGGUUUUCCAGAGGGUUCAAACUGAGCCAAACCCCUCCACCUCUUCUACCUCCCCAGUUUACAUACAGAUUUCAACACCUCCCAAAAACAAGACCCCACAAGCCCCUACUGUCACCCACCCACAGACUUGUCGCAACAUAGAUGCAACCAGUAGUCAUUCUUCUCAUCAGCAGCACUGAAUGUGGCCAAGACAAUACAGACAACAUUGCACAGCUGUGGUGGUCAGAUUUAACUGGUCGGUGUAACCAGAAGCACUUUGAUAUUUUUAAUGUUGAUGAUGUCUUUUAAUAUUUGCUAUAUUGUAAAUAUAUUCCAUUUUGAGGUGGACCUGUUUAUUUUUGUCAGAUCUUUGAUAGCACUAAAGAUACCUAAUUUAACCAAACAAAAUG
Molecule: messenger RNA, 1631 nt
Organism: Sinocyclocheilus grahami
Lineage: Eukaryota; Metazoa; Chordata; Actinopteri; Cypriniformes; Cyprinidae
Exons: 7
Coding region: 312-1421 (369 amino acids)
Source: RefSeq, a predicted model, not a curated record